AUGAUUAAUUUAUUAUUAUCGGAUAAAAUUGAUAUUAUGAUAAGUAUUUGUUUAAUUAUUAUUAGUUUUUAUUUCUUAAAAAAAUUUUUAAUUCGUCAAUUUAUUGAUAUAAAGAAAAAUAAUGUAACAAAUAUUAAUCAUGAUAAUAAUCGUAACAAUGCUAAUAAUGAUGAUGAUGAUGAUUAUUUAUUUCAAUUUAAUAUUGAUAAACGUUCAUUACGACCAUCUUAUGCAAGAUUUAUGCGUCGAAAAUUACAACAAGAAUUAACUAAUGAUUCUUGUUUAUGUAUUAUUUGUUAUAACAAUAGAAAAAAUAUUGUCUUAUUACCUUGUAGACAUUUAUGUGUUUGUGUAACAUGUAGUAAACAAUUGUGGAAUAAUACUCAAAAACAAACAUGUCCAAUUUGUAGAAAUCAAGUUGAUAAUUUACUUGAAAUAUUUGUUUAA
This is a messenger RNA of Rotaria sordida, 447 nucleotides long. The record is from the annotation of a GenBank genome assembly. NCBI's taxonomy places the organism in Eukaryota, Metazoa, Rotifera, Eurotatoria, Philodinida, Philodinidae.